Chrysochloris asiatica (Cape golden mole) is the source of this 1086-nucleotide messenger RNA. RefSeq names its product pyruvate dehydrogenase E1 component subunit alpha, somatic form, mitochondrial-like. Lineage: Eukaryota; Metazoa; Chordata; Mammalia; Afrosoricida; Chrysochloridae. Gene Ontology annotation, molecular function: oxidoreductase activity, acting on the aldehyde or oxo group of donors, disulfide as acceptor. The transcript has 2 exons. The record is from RefSeq and is a predicted model, not a curated record. Bases 1 to 1086 code for a protein of 361 amino acids.
AUGAAGAAGAUGCUCGUAUCAGUGGUCUCUCGUGUGCUGUCAGGCAUCGCUGCCCAGAAACCCGCCAGCAGAGUGCUGGUGGGAUCCUGUAACUAUUCAAAACAGGCUACUUUUGAAAUUAAGAAAUGUGAUCUUUAUCGUUUGGAAGAGGGCCCUCCUGCUUCAACAGAGCUCACCAGGGAGGAUGGCCUCAAAUACUACCGGAUGAUGCAAACAGUACGCCGAAUGGAAUUAAAGGCAGAUCAGCUGUAUAAGCAGAAGUUUAUUCGUGGUUUCUGUCAUUUGUGUGAUGGUCAGGAAGCGUGUUGUGUAGGGCUUGAGGCAGGUAUAAAGUCUACAGAUCAUGUCAUCACAUCCUACCGGGCUCAUGGCAUUUGCUUGACUCGCGGGAUUUCUGUCCGAGCCAUUCUUGCAGAGCUUACAGGACGAAAAGGAGGUUGUGCUAAAGGAAAAGGUGGCUCCAUGCAUAUGUAUGCCAAGAACUUCUACGGGGGCAAUGGUAUUGUUGGAGCUCAGGGUCAGCUAUUUGAAGUUUACAAUAUGGCAGCUUUGUGGAAAUUGCCUUGUAUUUUCAUCUGCGAGAAUAACCGCUAUGGAAUGGGAACAUCUGUUGAGAGAGCAGCAGCAAGCACAGAUUAUUACAAGAGGGGCAAUUUUAUUCCUGGACUAAGGGUAGAUGGAAUGGAUAUUCUGUGUGUCCGGGAAGCAACAAAGUUUGCUACCAACUAUUGUAGAUCUGGAAACGGGCCCAUACUGAUGGAGCUCCAGACUUACCGUUAUCACGGACACAGUAUGAGUGAUCCUGGAGUUAGUUAUCGUUCCCGAGAAGAAAUUCAGGAUGUCAGAAGAAAGAGUGACCCUAUUAUGCUUCUCAAAGAUAGAAUGGUAAAUAACGAGCUUGCCAGUGUGGAUGAAUUCAAGGAAAUUGAUGGUGAAGUAAAGAAAGAAAUUGAGGAUGCGGCCCACUUUGCUGUAACUGAUCAGGAACCAACUUUGGAAGAAUUAGGUCAUCAUAUCUACAGUACCAGCCCAUCUUUUGAAAUCCGUGGGACAAAUCAGUGGAUCAAGUUUAAGUCCAUCAGUUAA